Liolophura sinensis is the source of this 773-nucleotide messenger RNA. RefSeq lists its product as uncharacterized. Bases 223 to 714 code for a protein of 163 amino acids. The record is from RefSeq and is a predicted model, not a curated record. Lineage: Eukaryota; Metazoa; Mollusca; Polyplacophora; Chitonida; Chitonidae. The transcript is spliced from 5 exons.
GAAGAUACGACACACAAAACAUGGCGGACAGCAGAGUGCAGAGAUUGUAUUACAAUGACCACGACAAGAAGCUGUAUAUGAGCGGUUACACGGACGGAGGAAACAGCAUCUUCCGGAUCCAGCCUACUGAGAUCCAGAAAAAACCAUGGCAGUCUUCACGGGCUGAAGCCAGUCCACCAUGAUAUUCAGCCAGGCUAUGAUAAGUACACGCAAACGUACGGGAUGCAUGGAGCACAUUCCCUCACAUUCUUGGGCCGAUACAACCCAGAACAUGGUGCAUUGGAGAGAAGCUCUUUCUUUCUGGCCAGGUUGAGCAGUGGUUCUGGAAACAGUGUAAGUACACAGAGCAUUGCUGCUGGGAAGGACGGGGUAGUCGUGGCUGCACAAACGUCUGUAGCUUCUAUAGAACAUAGAGAUUCCCUGAGUGUCAAUGGGCACAAGGUCGCUGACUAUGGUGGCAACGAUGCCGUAUUACUGGGCCUUCCUUCCGGUUUUGACCGUCGUCUAGUUUGGAAUGUCUUCACCAAGACAUCGGGGAAGGCAGGGUCGGACGAAGUAGCUGUGAACACAGUCAAUGGGAAAACGGUUGCUGUUCUGCUGGCCCACGCAGAGUCGGCCGAGUUUUACACCUUUAAUGCCAUCUCCGGCACCCAUCAUGUCUCCGGCCACUCUGGUAAUCAGUACGCCAUCAUUGUGGCGCCUAUUAACUCAUAGUGAUAUGACGAUAUGAUCUGUUCUUUAUCUGUUUAAAUCUGUUAAAAGAAAAUAUGCUU